AUGGGCUCAAUCAAACAGACCUCGGCGUUCGAGAAAUCGCAGUUCAUCCCUCCGGACGCCAUCUUCGACGUGACCAGACGCUACCUCGCCGACACGAACCCCAGCAAAGUCAACCUGGGUCAGGGCACAUAUCGCGACGAGAACGGCCAGCCCUGGAUUCUGCCCUCGGUAAGACUGGCGGAGGGAUCCCUCGGCGAAGUCGGCCACGAGUACCUCCCCAUCGCAGGACUGAAGCCCUUCCGCGAUGAAGCCGUCAAGUUGGUCUUCGGCUCUACUAAGGCUUUUGCGGAGAACCGUAUCGCCUCGUGCCAAUCUCUCUCAGGAACCGGCGCCCUCCUGCUCGCUGGCCUCGCGCUGAAAAAGGCCGACACGGGAAUCAAGACGAUCUACAUCACAAACCCGACCUGGUCCAACCACGAUCUCCUCUUCGCCUCCCUCGGUUUCACCGUGAAGCAACUCCCCUACUACAAAGACCGCUCGUUCGACUUCGACGGCUACAUCGCGACCCUCAAGGCCGCCGAGCCCGGCUCCGCCGUCAUCCUGCACGCCUGCGCCCACAACCCGACCGGCUGCGACCCGUCGCAGGAGCAAUGGAAGCAGAUCGCGUCGGUCAUCAUCGAGAAGGGCGUCUUCCCGGUCUUCGACUCGGCGUACCUCGGCUUCAACUCCGGCUCCGUCGACGACGACGCCUGGGCGAUCCGCUACUUUGUCGACGAGCUCGGCCUCGAGGCCGCCGUCUGCCUUUCGUUCGCGAAGAACAUGGGCCUGUACGGCGAGCGCGUGGGCGCGACGACCUUCGUCGCCAGCUCCGCGGAUCACGCCCGUACUGUCAACUCGAUCUUGGAGAACGUUCAGAGGGCGACGGUGUCGAACCCGCCCGCCUACGGCGCGCGCAUCGCCGCUGCGGUCUUGGGCACCCCUGAGAUCAGAGAGCAGUGGGCCAAGGACCUGCUCACCAUGUCCGGUCGCAUCCGGGCCAUGAGGCAAAAGGUCUACGACGAGCUGGUCCGGCUGCAGACGCCGGGUGAUUGGUCGCACAUUGUCAAGCAGAGCGGCAUGUUCGGUUACACGGGCAUCAGCAAAGGUCAAGUACAGCAUCUUGAAGAGAAAUAUCACGUUUACAUGGCCGACACAUCACGGAUUUCGAUCGCAGGACUUAAUGAGAAGAACGUGGAGUAUUUCGCAAAGGCCCUCGACGAUACGGUUCGCAGUGUCAAAUAA
Messenger RNA from Colletotrichum karsti, 1221 nucleotides. RefSeq names its product aminotransferase class I and II. The coding region runs from base 1 to 1221 and encodes 406 amino acids. Lineage: Eukaryota; Fungi; Ascomycota; Sordariomycetes; Glomerellales; Glomerellaceae. Gene Ontology annotation, cellular component: cytosol. The record is from RefSeq and is a predicted model, not a curated record. Gene Ontology annotation, biological process: L-aspartate biosynthetic process. The transcript is spliced from 3 exons. Gene Ontology annotation, molecular function: pyridoxal phosphate binding; L-aspartate:2-oxoglutarate transaminase activity.